AUGAGUGAUCAGUAUGACUAUGAAGGGUUUGAAUCGCCGGCAUCCACUGGGCCCGAGUACAAGAUCCGUCAAGUUGUAUUCCGUUAUGUGUUUGCCAUCUUUCUAAUCCUGGGCACGGUUGGGUCGUUUCCCUGUAUUGUAUUGCUGAACCGCUACAGUCACACGGUGUGGUCAACAUGCGUAUACCUCUCACUUCUCCUUGGAAUCGACCUGGUCAAGCUGUAUGUCCAUUGCGGAAAUCACUGGUUCGAUGCCGUAGCUGAUGAAAAUCUUAGCUGGAACAUACUCGUCAUCUCAAAUUCUAUCUGCAAAGUUUAUACUUUUCUUUUGAGUUUCUUCAACCACAUGUCCUCGUGGAUUGUUGUUGCUGCCACAGUCGAGUUACUCAUCGCCAUACGGUUCCCGCGACACAUGUACACGAUGUGUACGCGGGAGCGAUCUCAAGCCGUCAUUCUGUUUAUCAUUGUCUUACUAAUCUGCCUCAAUCUUCACUUCUUCUGGACGGUAGGGCUAAGUCUGCCUGGUCAGUCUCCAGAAAUUAUCACACCCUACUGUCAUAACAACUACGAAUUGUCGGAAGAAUUUCGAAUAAUCAUCUGGCCUCUUGUUGAAUUCUUUGUCCAAAAUGCAAUUCCGAUGAUUUCAGUAUUUUCAUGCCUGUGUGUCUGCUUCUGGCAUGUCGUCCAAAACAUCGGAAAGAAACGCCAUAAAAAGGAAGUAGAAUCGUUACUAGGCAAGUACUUCCUGGAUUUAAAGACCCUCCAUGAAAUGAAAAAAGCGACAGCAUUUUUGUCAAUAUAUUUCCUGAUGAACUCAUCAUGUACCGUUAUUCAAGCAGUCUUCAUCAAAUUUCUGAGUGUGGAUUUAAAUUUUGCUCUUUUUGACAUCAUUUUGCGGACAAUGGAUUACGCCUACUUGAGUUUAAAACCGUACAUUUUCAUUGUGUUUUGUCGGAAGCUACGACAGGAUAUGCUGAGUACGUUUAAGUACUGUCAGUCAAACAAACAUUAUCAAGUCUCCGCAAGGAAACGCAGUUCUUCUAUUGAGGUCAAUCGCUCCACAAAUUCAAUCAACAAUGCCGCUGGUGCACGUCCGAAAAUCUACACAGCUACUGGCAUCGGUACUUCCACUGGAGUCUGA
Molecule: messenger RNA, 1140 nt
Organism: Ylistrum balloti
Lineage: Eukaryota; Metazoa; Mollusca; Bivalvia; Pectinida; Pectinidae
Exons: 1
Coding region: 1-1140 (379 amino acids)
Biological process (GO): G protein-coupled receptor signaling pathway
Cellular component (GO): plasma membrane
Molecular function (GO): G protein-coupled receptor activity
Source: RefSeq, a predicted model, not a curated record